UGGUGGUGUCAUGAUCUACAUUGAUCGGAUAGAGGUUGUGAACAAACUGGCCCCAUAUGCAGUGUACAACAUCGUGAGGAACUACACUGCAGACUACGACAAGACCUUGAUCUUCAACAAAAUUCACCAUGAGCUCAAUCAGUUCUGCAGUGCCCAUACCCUGCAGGAGGUGUACAUCGAGCUGUUUGAUCAGAUAGAUGAGAACUUGAAGUUGGCCCUGCAGAAGGAUCUCAAUGUCAUGGCACCAGGUCUCACUAUCCAGGCUGUGCGUGUGACAAAGCCCAAAAUUCCAGAGGCAAUCCGAAGAAACUUCGAGCUCAUGGAGGCUGAGAAGACCAAGCUGCUGAUUGCAGCCCAGAGGCAGAAGGUGGUGGAGAAGGAGGCAGAGACAGACAGGAAGAAAGCUCUCAUUGAGGCAGAGAAGGCUGCACAGGUGGCCAGGAUUCACUACCAACAGAAGAUCAUGGAGAAGGAAACUGAGAAGCGAAUCUCCGAGAUCGAAGAUGCUGCAUUCCUGGCAAGGGAGAAGGCAAAAGCUGAUGCAGAGUACUAUGCUGCUCGGAAGUUGGCUGAUUCCAACAAGCUGAAGCUGACCCCUGAGUACCUGGAGCUAAUGAAGUACCAAGCCAUAGCAGCCAACAGCAAGCUGUACUUCGGUGAUCGCAUCCCCAGCGUCUUCCUGGACUCCUGUGCCUUCCAGCAAGCCAAUGUGAGGACUGCCCAAGAAACCAGCCUUCCUGCACAGGAGGCCCCAGAGCCCUCUGGAGAGAGCCAGCUCAGAGCCAAGGAAAGCACUGGCUGA
Acanthisitta chloris (rifleman) is the source of this 802-nucleotide messenger RNA. RefSeq names its product erlin-1-like. Gene Ontology annotation, molecular function: ubiquitin protein ligase binding; cholesterol binding. The record is from RefSeq and is a predicted model, not a curated record. The transcript has 8 exons. Gene Ontology annotation, cellular component: endoplasmic reticulum; endoplasmic reticulum membrane. Gene Ontology annotation, biological process: SREBP signaling pathway. The annotation marks the transcript as partial. Lineage: Eukaryota; Metazoa; Chordata; Aves; Passeriformes; Acanthisittidae.